AUGGAAAAUUUUUAUAUGCUGUGUUUAUAUGCUGUGUAUAUGCUGUGUUUGCAGGAAUGAAAAUUAAAAAGCAUAGCUAGUAUUAUCCAUCAGAGGGCUUAUAAGAUUAAUUCUUUGAGCUAAGAAUUCUAGGAAGUUUACCUAAGGAAAUAAUUGGACACAAUCUGUAUGGAAGGAAAGAAACAAAUAUAAACCCUAGUGUAGCAUAAUAAGUUCAUUUGCUAGUGUACAGGGGGUCCUGUUCACUGUUUUAGGGCGCAAAAUGUUUGCCCCUGUCUUAGGCCAUUUGUUCAUUUCUUUUAUUUGUAUAAGCCUUCCACAGGAGGCCGCAUUAGAAAUAGCAAGGUUUGAGGAACUGUUUUUAACUUUUCAAAAAUGUGUCAGAACUGAACAAGAAAAACAAAAUACCAAGAAGUAUUUGUUGUUUGUUGUCGUAGUGGUAGUGUGUGUGUCUGCUUUAGCAGGUGGUGGUUUUUGUUGGAUCUGUCAGUGCAGUGCUGGGUAUGCACGUGUGGUCACACAGAAUACUGUGAGCAGUACCUUAGCCUCAGAUGAAUGAAGGGAAGGAUAGUUUAAAUGCUUCUUCAUGGGUACACAUUCAUCAAAAGACAGCAUAGUUCAAAGUACCUGCUGUUCUAGGAUCUGGUGGCCUUGGGUCCUGGUGGCAACUUGGCUACUUCCUAGUUGGAUGAUUGGGCAAGUUCAGGUCUGCGAUUUCUACUUUAUUGUAAGUGGGAUCCAUAAAGCUGUUAAAUGCCACACACAGCUGCAUAAUAGUACCACCAUGCUCUUACUGGCAGACAGUAAUUGCUUAAUUAAUUUAAUCCUUUCAGUAGCUGCCAGGUGGGUUCAAUAUUUUAUAAUUGAGGAUGGAAAUGUUAUACAAGAGGAUCUUCAAAACAUUCACCAAAGUAAGCUUAUCCUUUAAUUCAGCUUUCCACCAGCCUUUUCCGGUGUCCCUCUUACAACUUGCCCAAGUCGCACUUUACGGGAUGGCAGAUAAUUGGCUCAUGUUGGUGUGGCAUCUCAGCGCUGUGCCCUGUCAGGGCCAGAAGAGCUGGCACUUGGGAGGCAUUCCUCCAAUGAGAUGGUACUCAAAUUCUCGUGGAGGUUAAAAGGACAUUUUUCAUGAUGAAGAAACAAAUGGGGACUACUGAAUACUCAAUUUGGAGAAGUAGAAUCUAGAAUUUUUAUAUAAACAAGAAAAAGACACCUGCCUGUUGUAUUACCUGGAGCCCUGCAUUGUUUCUAGAACUGUGUCUGGCACAUUAGGAAAUUCCAGAGGCAUGGUUACAUGGGCUGUGAGUUGAUUUUGGAUGUUAGUUUCUCAGUUGGGAGAGCCUUGACAGUUCAGGAUUUGAAGACAUCCAUCUGUUCAAGAAGCCAUGGCUUUCCAUAGACAGACAAAACCUCACUUGUUUUUCCAGUCAUUAAUAGUGAAACACAGUCAUUUGAUUGACCUGACUGAAUGUAGGACAUUAAGAUACCCUUUCUCAGUUCCACUCUUUCUGUGUAGUGGAAAUCCCUAUACUGAGAAUUUGCAAGUCCUCAGAGAAUUUCACAGCUAGGAGGAAAACUCAAGGUCCAAAUGAUAAAGUAACCUGCCCGGCAUCACACAUCUGGUUGUAAUCUCCUGAUUCCUUAUUCUCUGUUCUUCCUAACUCUGCCUGCUCUCUGGCUAGCACUUCAGCUCAGAAUCUUUGAAAGAAUAUCAUUACCAUGAUCAAGUUCUUCAGCAAAUGCUUGAUGGAAACUUACAAGAUAAAAAGUCUUGUGCCAAUUACUGAAGGUUUGGAAAUGAGAAUUGAAUUCCUGGUCUAAGUCACAAGAAACAAACAAGUAUGAUUAUGAUCUGGAUGAACAUUACAACUGAAAUAAUCAUCUAUUUAAUCAUCUAUUCUGCGGUUCUACUGGAUCAUGAACUCCUUAAAGGACAUGGCCAUAUUUGCAUGUUCCUGAUGCUUGACGUAAAUGCUUUUGGUAAUAUUUAUUGCAGGAUGGAAUCAAGUAACUUGUUAGAAAAAUAACACUUAGGAAGCAGAGUUCAGGCCAUGUUUGAUGUUUUCUGUGAAGGACGUAACAGCUGAUGGUGUAAUAGAAAAGUUGGCUUAAUGACUCACAUAGGUAAAUUGUGUGUGUGUGUAUGAAGGUACAUGUAUGCUGAGGCCCUUUUCUUCUUAUUUUUACAGAGCAGUGGGAUAAUCAAGUUAUUAUGAGUCUGCUAAACUGUGAAAACAGCUGUGGAUCUGGCCAGUCCGACAGUGACUGCUGUGCUGCCAUGGCCAGCUCAUGUAGUGCGACGACGAAGGAGGACAGUAUGAGUGGGACUGCCAGCACAGGGAACCUCUCUGGCUCAUAUAUGAAAGGUAUCCAGGGUUAUGAUGUGGAGUUUGACCCGCCCCUGGAAAGCAAGUACGAAUGCCCGAUCUGCUUAAUGGCAUUACGGGAAGCUGUGCAGACACCAUGCGGUCAUAGGUUCUGCAAGGCCUGCAUCAUCAAAUCAAUAAGGGAUGCAGGUCACAAAUGUCCAGUUGACAAUGAAAUAUUGUUGGAAAAUCAGCUGUUUCCUGACAAUUUUGCAAAGCGAGAGAUUCUUUCUCUGACGGUGAGGUGUCCAAAUGCAGGCUGUUUACACAAGAUGGAACUCAGGCAUCUGGAGGAUCAUGAAGCACAUUGUGGAUUUGCUCUUGUGAAUUGUCCCCAGUGCCAGCAUCCCUUCCAGAAGUGCCAGCUUAACACUCAUAUCCUCAAGGAUUGUCCCAGGAGACAAGUCUCUUGUAUAAAUUGUGCUGUAUCCAUGGCAUUCGAGGAUAAAGAGAUCCAUGACCAGACCUGUCCUUUGGCAAAUGUCGUCUGUGAAUACUGCAACACGGUGCUCAUCAGAGAACAGAUGCCUAAUCAUUAUGAUCUAGACUGCCCUACUGCGCCAAUUCCAUGCACGUUCAGUACUUUUGGAUGCCAUGAAAAGAUGCAGAGGAAUCACCUGGCACGCCACCUACAAGAGAAAACCCAGUUGCACAUGAGGAUGUUGGCUCAGGCUGUGCACAGUUUAAACCUUGCUUUAACUCCCAUGCCACCACGUGAUGUGCCUCAGUAUGACAUUCCCUCCCAGCCCCGGGUUCCCUCUGGCUACCCAGAGAGCCACAAUUUCCAGGAAACCAUUCAGCAGUUAGAAGGGCGGCUGGUAAGACAAGACCAUCAAAUUAGAGAGCUAACUGCUAAAAUGGAAACUCAGAGCAUGUAUGUGAGUGAGCUCAAACGAACCAUUCGAACCCUCGAGGACAAAGUUGCUGAAAUUGAAGCCCAGCAGUGCAAUGGGAUUUACAUCUGGAAGAUUGGCAACUUUGGGAUGCACCUCAAAUCCCAAGAAGAGGAGAAACCUGUUGUUAUUCAUAGCCCUGGAUUCUACACAGGCAAACCUGGAUACAAACUCUGCAUGCGCCUGCACCUUCAGUUACCAACUGCUCAGCGCUGUGCCAACUACAUAUCCCUCUUUGUCCACACGAUGCAAGGAGAGUAUGACAGCCACCUUCCCUGGCCCUUCCAGGGCACAAUACGCCUUACAAUUCUUGAUCAGUCUGAAGCACCAACAAGGCAAAACCAUGAGGAGAUAAUGGAUGCCAAGCCAGAGUUACUUGCCUUCCAGCGGCCCACAAUCCCACGGAACCCAAAAGGUUUUGGCUACGUAACUUUCAUGCACCUUGAAGCCUUAAGACAAAGGACCUUUAUAAAGGAUGACACAUUAUUAGUGCGCUGUGAAGUCUCCACCCGCUUCGACAUGGGUAGCCUUCGGAGGGAGGGUUUUCAGCCACGAAGUACUGAUGCAGGGGUAUAGCGUCCUCUCAUUUGUUCAAAAUAACUGUCUGGCCACAACUGUGCCUUUCCUUGUCCUGUUCCUGAUAAAUGCAAAAAGGAAAAACAAAACAAAACAAAACAAAAAGGUCAUGGGAAAGAUGUAAAGGCCACCAGUGAAUGUUCUUGGAAAGAUCACUUCCUGCUUCAUACUCAGGUUUUCCUCAGAAAUCUGCAUUUUCAGACAUGUUCAUUUGAAGUGCCUGUGGUGUGUGGCAAUAGCUGUCUUGUCAGCAUACUUCCUUGUUGUACUUUCAUGGGCCUUUUCUGCAAUUUGUUUGACAUUGAUAAGCCCACAGUUAGAUUGCUAAAGUUCAAAGACUUAGUAAUAAUGGACUUACCUUAAACCUCCUGCCUAUUUUUAUAGUAUUAUAUGUAAUAUAUUAAACAUGAGAAUCACUACUGCCUUGCACUAAUGUCAGCAACAAGAGUUACUGCUCUAAAAAGUCGAGUUCUCAUUUUAAUUGACCUCCUAUAGAUUUCAGGAUUUGAACCAAAAUCCUUGGAAAGCUCGAGUUCUCAUUUUCUGUAAAGAAAGUAGCAAUAUCCAGGGACUAGUUUAAGCCCUCAGUAUCACCUCACGUAUCUAGUGUAACAUGUUGUCUGUGGAAUCAUACUUGUUUAAAUGUUCCGUCCUGCGUGGCUUAUGUUUUUCCAUGAAGCCAUAGCUUCUCCUGUAGGGUUUCUGAUGACAAGCACUAUCUCCCGGCUGCUCAAGCUGAGUUCUGUGAACCCUUUAGUCUGGUCAGUGUAGAGUGACUUCCACAACCCAGCACACGCUUUCUGAUUUUGCACACACAGUUACCAACACAAAAAAUGAAGCGAUUUAACAUCGGUAGUGACAGAAGCUGAAUGAAUGCAAGUUUCUCAGCUGUAUUGAAUAUGCUCUGGUUUUGUUCAGUAGACUAGAACAAAUUGAUUUCCUGAAAAGAUAACUUCUUAUAACGUGAACAGUGACUGGAGGUGCCUGAAGGGGUCACUAAGGUUGGAAGACAUGGUGGUUACAUCACAGUUUGGCCUGAGUGGCUUGCUUUGUGCUCGGUGGGCUUGCAGAUCUGAGGAGAGUCCUGUGAAAUGUAUUGAAGCAGCCAGAUGUUCCUAAUACAGAGAGAUGAUUUUUUUUGUUACUAUGUAUUUUUUCAGGGCCUGCAGAUAUAAAAUAUGAGGAUUCCUAGCUGUCAGGAGUCCAACAGCUAGGCACUGGUAAAGAGCCUCAGAGGCUUUGUCCACGCUAUUGUCUAUGCCAAGGUUUUCAAAGUUCUCUGGUAGUGAGAGGUUCUCUGGAGGGGCCAGCUCAGAGCCCCUGGCCAGCAUCUGCGGAGGAAGCCAGGAGCACUCACUGCUCUGUGGAGGAGAAUCUGAUUGAGUUCCAGCAGCCAGCAAGCGUCACUGCGACCUUUCGCUUUUCUCUCCCCAAUUUGGUCUUCCUGUCUGGUGGGUAACACAUCGGUCCCCUGAACCACUGUCAGCACCACCGCCAGCUCAACUCUGAUUGGCUACCAGUGUGUGUACUUCUUGGCAGUGUGUCCCCCUGGCUAGCACUUAAGGCUACGGCAGCACCUUCCUCUAGGUAGCAAAACCUGCACCGCUGCUGUUCCGCUUAAAAAGGAAAUGAUCGUUUUUAAUUUGUAUACAAACAUCCUUUUAGGAAAAUAGACUAAACUCUUUGUGGUGCCUUAUUUUCUCUGUGCAUUCUAAUUUUUUAUAAAGUAGUUUUUCCAAUAAAUACUUGUAUCAAAAAAAUUAAUUGUUGCCAUAAACCUUUCUUAAACCAUUACCCCCCAACAAAAAGGAAAUAAUGUUUAAAGUGUCCCUGGUCCAAUAUCUAUUAUAAGCACCUCUGUGUCUUAGGAGCUAAGGAGUGAUUUCGUGUGUUGGUGCCAAGGGUAUGCCAUCUUCUUCCAUUACCUCAAAGCUUUUUUGCCCAACUUCAUUCUCUAGCUGCACAUUUCCCAUCUGUCAUUGAGUUUGGAUUAGAUAUUUCUAGGUCCCUCCAGCAGUAAAAAUCUGUAUUAAGAAUUUGAGUUCUGACUAGCAUAACAUUAACAGUACUUAUGAAAGGAUUUUGCUGAUAGAAAUUAUUUUCACUUUUUCUUUACUGGCAAUAAUACUUCAUUGUAGCAUCUGUCAUCUGGGUCACGUCUUAAUUAUAAAAUGAAUGAGUUUUUUUAACCUUCAACAUUUGGUGUUUUCUGAUAAGCCAACUAGCUCUUUCUAUAUUAUUCAUUGUGAAUACCGAGUAGUAAAAAUGAGCAAGCUAUCAUUCCAAGUAGAAUUUGAUAAGACUCAGCUCAAAAUCGGGACCUGGAUAGUUGGUUUUCUUUUUUCCCUAGUAUUUUUUUUAAAUCUCCUGCCCCACUGUUAAGUAUGCUGAUUUCACCUAGUUGUUGGUGUGUAAGCAUUUGAAAUCUGUAUCUGCAUUUUCUGUGCUUUAUUAUAUUCAGCUCUUGGUAUCAUUCUGGGACAUUGCUGAGAUGUGGAGGAAGAAGCAGCUUUCCUCUUUUUUUAGGAGAAACUGUACCCAGUGCCAGACGAAAGCUGCUGCGAGCCGGACAUCGUGCUGUCGGAGAGCGAGUCUGGUGCUGGCUUGUGUGGGCAGUUUAGUGCUGUCCUGUGGCUUCUGCAGCAACGACACUGUGCUGAUACAGCAGUGUGAUCCUGCUCUGACUGUGAGGAUGAAGAGUAAAGUGAAAUGAAAUGCGAGUGAGUUUCCCCCACUAAUGUUGGAUGAUUUCCAGCACUAAAUUUUUGUAACUGCUAUAAAAUGUUCCUCAUUAUGGGUUUUAUACCAAGACCUCUUAAACAGUUACUAGGAGCAUGCCUAUGAAUUAAUGCAUAUAAUUAGAAUACAUUUCUUUUUUUCAGAAGUUCAGUUGCUCAUCAUUCCUUUAUUCAGAGAUCCUAAAUUUAUCAGAAAACAUUUUUAAUUAACAUUUUUUCUAGCUUACCACUUGAAAGUUUAUGUGGUUUGGGGGGUGGUUUGUAUUGUCUUUCAAAGCCAGAGACAAGAGCACUCAUCCACUGGUUCACUGCCCAGGGCUGCACAGAAUUCAUGGUCAGCAUCCAGGAACUUAGCUCAUCCUAACCAGAUCUGCCAGAUGGAUGGCGGGAUUUACUUACUUGGGCCAUUCUCAUUGUCUCCCAUGGUAUACAUUAGCAGGAAACAGGAAUCUAGAACUAGAAUCGGGGAUUAAACUCGGGCACUCUGAUGCCGUACAUGGGUGUGAUAAUGACCGUAUGACCAAAUGCCAGCCCUAAGAAGUAUGUACAUGUGUGUAUACAUAUAUGCACACACCUGUACAUAUAUAUGUAUACAUAUGUGUACACACAUACCUAUGUAUGUACAUAAUAUGCACACAUAUUUACCUGCUUGUUUAGCCUGCUUGCUGCACUACAUGUCACCUAUGUCUGGUAAUGGUUUACAGCUCCCUGCCCUAUCCAAAUUUUUAGUGACUCAUAUUCUGAAAAGUAAUUUUGAUGGAAAAACUAUUUUUGGAAAGAGAUGAUGUAUUCCUUUGCUCAGAAAGGGCUUUCUUAGCAAGGCACUAAGCCUGCAUGUAAUGCAAGUGGGGAGGAAGGGCAGGCUCCUCCACUUUCCAGUCGUGACCCUGGAAAAUCACUAGGUGAAGGUGAAGUGCUUGUGUGACGGAACCACUGCUCACACAAUGUCCUGUGUUAGCACAAAUACCUGGCACAUGCAGCUACACACAGAAAUGUAGCAACAUGUGAUAGAAACAGUGGGCGAGACUGACUGCUGGUAGCUUGCUUGUCAUGUGGGUUUUAGGUGUCAAGUUACAGACGUGAGACAACUCAGGAUUUGUGUAAAAAGAAUAUCCACCGGGUGGAAUGUUCAGUAACAUUUUGUUCAGUUGGCCUUAUCACUUAAUAGAUGGUACUUGAGUUCUCAAGUUUGGUUUCUCUUAAAAUCUUACUCUUAAAAUAAUUGAGCAAUUCUGAUUAACCUGUCUUAAAGUCUUUGGGGAGAACUUGUGGUAUUCGUGAUGCAACCAGAAAUGCAGUCCUCACAUUAAGAUAAAUGGUGAACUGUUGUGUGAAUGACACUGAGUUGGAACCUUAUUUGUUUGGCCAGAGGGAUAUUUUUUAUAAUGGAUUUAUUUGAAAUUCCUUGGACAUUUGUGCAGACCAUUCUGUUAUUUUUACUCUUGAUAAAUUAUCCAAUUGGUUUCUCUGGUUAGAGUGUAAUUUGGGACACAUUUUGCUUAAACAAGUUUCUAGGAUUCUGUUCCCUGAGGGCUGAAGAUGCAGUGUAAUGUAGCAUAGAACUCCUACAUCAGGAGCAGAAAUACAGGUUUCACUCCUGGCUAACCAUGGACAAAUCAGUUUUUUUUUUCUCUGUUUUUCUUCCUGUAAAGUGGGAACUAGAGUUUGAUGUUUAGUUAUUAGUUACCAUGUAGCGUCUAUUAAUGUUAAAUCUGUGUUUAAAUAAAUAU
Messenger RNA from Ochotona curzoniae (black-lipped pika), 8303 nucleotides. It is a transcript of the gene TRAF6, whose product is annotated as TNF receptor associated factor 6. Gene Ontology annotation, molecular function: ubiquitin protein ligase activity; zinc ion binding; tumor necrosis factor receptor binding. The coding region runs from base 2213 to 3835 and encodes 540 amino acids. The transcript has 6 exons. The record is from RefSeq and is a predicted model, not a curated record. NCBI's taxonomy places the organism in Eukaryota, Metazoa, Chordata, Mammalia, Lagomorpha, Ochotonidae. Gene Ontology annotation, cellular component: plasma membrane signaling receptor complex. Gene Ontology annotation, biological process: tumor necrosis factor-mediated signaling pathway; positive regulation of JNK cascade; protein K63-linked ubiquitination.